Molecule: messenger RNA, 627 nt
Organism: Dacryopinax primogenitus
Lineage: Eukaryota; Fungi; Basidiomycota; Dacrymycetes; Dacrymycetales; Dacrymycetaceae
Product: UDP-Glycosyltransferase/glycogen phosphorylase
Exons: 2
Molecular function (GO): UDP-glycosyltransferase activity
Source: RefSeq, a predicted model, not a curated record
GGUCCCCAAAGCGCGCUCUACAUCUCCUGGGGCUCCCUCCUCUUUCCGCAAAAGUACAUCGACGUGCUCAUCCACGCCCUGCUAGAACAAGACCAACUGAUGCCCUUCGUCUUCGCAGCUUCGUCUUGGGACGCAGUCCUCCCCCCCUCUCUGAAGGAAGAAGUGGACCAAAGCGGGAGAGGGAUAAUCGUCCACUGGGCACCGCAACAAGCUGUUCCCGCGCAUCCCGCACUAGGAUGGAUGUUAACCCACUGCGGCAGCGGGGGGAUGUCCGAGUGCCUUACCCGGGGAGUGCCUCUCCUCGCCUGGCCUCUCUUCUGGGAUCAACCAGCGCACGCUCUCUGGCUGAGUCAAGUGCUCGACGUGGCGUUCGAGUUCCUGCAAGUGAGGGAGGGGCCUGUGAAGGGCCUGGCGUACAGGGCUGGAGGGCUAAAUGUGGAGGGAACGAGGGAGGCGGUGCGUAGGGAAGUGAGGGAGGUGCUGGGGAUGUGUAGAGGGGAAGAGGGGAGGAGGAAGAGGGAGAACGCACUGAGAGUGAGGGGGAGGGUGUGGGAGGCUGUUGGGCAGGGAGGGCAGGUACAGCGACAUUUGGAGGAGUUGGGACGGUUCUUGUGGCGUGGGAAAUGA